CUACAGAAAGAAGUACCCUGCCGUAUCUCAAAAGAGAAAGUCUUGGGGUCCUACGACAAUCUCUCCUCAUUUGAGUUUUCUUGCUUUGUACUGAUCAAGACUCAGGUGAGCACUCACAGGUACAGCCCUCCUGCUUUCUCCCCUGGUUAUCAAAGUGAGAAAUUUGCAGUUAUGUUUUACAAUCAAGUAUUUGCAGUUUUCCAACAAGUUUGAAGGAGUUGAAGCCAUGUGAAUUACAACUUGCAAAUACUUCCCAAAAGAACACAGAAGUUAUUAUUAUAACAGCUUCACAGGAAAAGGUCAGAACUAGGCAUGGGAAAGAUCUAUCCUCCCGCUGGCUAGAGCUGCACUUGCUUAAUCUCUCUUGCUUGCUCUCCAUACCUGUUUUCAUACUGCUUACCGCUGGGCAAGCCUUGAUAAUCUGUAACCCUAAGCAAAUCCAAAUCAGAUUCAAAUGAUACAAACACAUAUUAGAGGUAGGCUUGAAGGAGUACUGGACGUCUGUACUACUUGAUGUUGAAACCUUUGGCAAGUCGUCAGCAUUUCAGAGAGCACUUUAAAUGUUUUGGUUUGAGAGCUAAUGCAGCAUUUCCCAUUGCUCAACAAGAGCAGUUCAGGCAGAAAGCAAAGUACAUUUCCCUCAACAUCAGUCAGAUGUUACACUCACUUGCUGAUCCAAUCUUGCCUACAGAGACCAUAGGAGACUGGAAAAAUCGGCAGGCACUACGCCACUGAGCUAAACCCCCAGCAAGAAACUUGGGAACAUUUUCUCUACAUCACUAAAAGCCUGGCCUACUUGGUGUGAACUAAAAUGAAUCCUUAAAGACAAAAUACUCUGGCCGCUCAGAGACAAUAAGCGCUCACUGGGAAAAACUACUUCACUGAAAAAAAAAACCUCACCGUAAGAAAAGACAGAAAAUUAAAAGGAAAAAGGAAUGAAGCUGGAAGCAUGAAAGGAGGAGGGCAGCAGAAGCACUGAACACAGGGCCAAAUUGACACGGAGUAAACGCGUCAAGAGCUCAGUGGCUUCACUACAUUCACCACCUUUCUCUUCAUUACUCAACAAAUGACGUGGAGAAGUGAGGCAACUUUGACAUAAGGGACCUCUGACUGACUAAUCCAUACCUCUUUCCAGGCCUUUGCCUUGAGGAGUUACAAGAUGCUCAACUCCACCACGCAGCCUCCAGACCCACCCUGUUCGCAGAACACCCUGAUCACUCAGCGGAUCAUCCCUGCGCUCUACUGCGUGGUCUUUAUCACCGGGCUCCUGCUCAAUGGAGUGUCAGGAUGGGUCUUCUUCUACGUGCCCAGCUCCAAGAGCUUCAUUGUCUAUCUCAAAAACAUUGUUGUUGCUGACUUUCUAAUGGGCCUGACUUUUCCUUUCAAGAUCCUUGGUGAUUCGGGCCUAGGCCCCUGGCAGCUGAAUGUGUUCGUAUGCAGGGUCUCUGCUGUGGUCUUCUACAUCAACAUGUACGUCAGCAUCGUGUUCUUCGGACUCAUCAGCUUUGACAGAUAUUACAAAAUUGUAAAGCCCCUUUCGACUUCUUUCAUCCAGUCAGUGAACUACAGCAAGCUGCUGUCGGUGGCAGUGUGGAUGCUCCUGCUCCUGCUCGCCAUCCCCAACAUCAUCCUGACCAACCAGAGCGUUAGGGAGGUUAGGAAAAUACAGUGCAUGCAACUUAAAAAUGAACUGGGGCGCAAGUGGCACAAAGCAUCAAAUUAUAUCUUCGUGGGCAUUUUCUGGGCUGUGUUUCUUUUACUAAUUAUUUUCUACACAGCAAUCACAAGGAAAAUCUUCAAGUCCCACCUUAAGUCCCAAAGGAAUUCUAUUUCAGUCAAAAGGAAAUCUAGCCGCAAUAUAUUUAGCAUCAUGUUCGUAUUUUUCGUGUGUUUUGUACCGUACCACAUUGCCAGAAUACCCUACACAAAGAGUCAAACGGAAGCUCAUUACAGCUGCCAGUCAAAAGAACUCUUGCUCUAUGUGAAAGAAUUCACUCUGCUGCUAUCUGCUGCAAAUGUGUGCCUGGACCCUAUUAUAUAUUUCUUUCUAUGCCAACCAUUUAGAGAAAUUUUAUGUAAGAAACUGCGUAUCUCACAAAAAACUCAUGACUUGGACACUUCCAAAACCAGAAGAGGAAAUACAAUUCAUGAAAGCACAGAUACUCUGUGAAUUUCCACCCACUGCCAAGUAAAGUUCACGUAUGCACGCUGUCCGACACCUUCAACUGCAUGAGAACUGAAUGAACAAAUAAGAAACACACCCACGAUAGUAACAUAUCUACCAUGUCAUCCAAUACUAACAUGAAAUUAAUAUACUUAGCACAAUAAAACUCAAAUGCAGGUUCCCAUGCUUUUUUGUAGCAUCAAAUAAAAAAAUCCCAUUAGAUUUUUCUAA
Chinchilla lanigera (long-tailed chinchilla) is the source of this 2395-nucleotide messenger RNA. RefSeq names its product purinergic receptor P2Y, G-protein coupled, 14 (gene P2ry14). The transcript has 4 exons. Gene Ontology annotation, biological process: G protein-coupled receptor signaling pathway. The record is from RefSeq and is a predicted model, not a curated record. Gene Ontology annotation, molecular function: G protein-coupled purinergic nucleotide receptor activity. Gene Ontology annotation, cellular component: membrane. Lineage: Eukaryota; Metazoa; Chordata; Mammalia; Rodentia; Chinchillidae. The coding region runs from base 1160 to 2170 and encodes 336 amino acids.